AUUCUUUGUCAUAAUUUUAAACGUCAUUUCGGAAGCCUUCAGGUCUUCGAUGAAUCCGAUUAAACUAUUUGUGUGUAGAUGUUUAAAUUGAUGACCAAUACAAUUAAACAGCACUUAAAAUGCAGAACAUCGGGUACGAGGGACCACUCAAGGAAAUUUAGGAAAACAAGAUACAGUAGUUCUUUAUGGGAAGAACUGCCAUUUAUUUAAACAUCUAUCUUAUAACGUAUGUUUAUUUGCAAGUGGGUAUAUCAAUUUCAAAAUUAUGGCGGGCUUCAAAAGCAUUACAACGGACAGAACAACAGUAUAUCGUGCAUUAAUCUUAUUCUAGCCCCGCUAAAUAUGCACGGAUGCGUAUUACUUCUUUCACACAGUUUUUAGAAGGAACUGUUUUUAAUUUACAUUUAAAUCGGUUCCGAUCCGGUUUGUUCUUAUUCGUGUAUUCAAAUAAUACUGCAUUCAUUUGAAACCACAUCAAUGUACGGACUUAUCAACUUAGACUAAUGAUCACUUCCCCUAAUCUGUAGCCAGUCAAUUUUAUGCUUUCUGAUAAACAAACGAUUUUAUAGUCCGAGAUGGCCUUUAUUCAAUGACUCUAUAUAGUUUGAAAAAUGUUUCAAAGAAAUACAAGCUGUAACAGUCAGGCUGGCUGGUGUCUCUCCUGCGCUCUAUCAUGUUCGUGGGCCUUCAGAUUCUCAAAAUGCUGCUGACAGCAGAAGGGACCCAGAAGACACAUCCUUCAGGAGUUUGCUAAGGAGUAAAUUGCAUCACCAUGCAAGCUGAAGACGGUUCCCAAGCAGCUGUCAGUAAUGCCGCCCAGGAACAGGGAACGACCAAGGGCCGCCCCCCCAACAAAAAAGCCUCCGUCAGUGAGAAGAGCCCAGACUACCUGGCACAGCGUUUCCAGGGAGAUGGGGUACGCUACAAGGCCAAACUCAUCGGUGUGGACGACGUGGCUGAAGCCCAGGGUGACAAAAUGUGCCUGGAUUCCAUGAUGAAGCUGAAGGGCCAGGAGAUAGCAGCGCGCCAGCGAGGACUUCACAAGCAAAGGGUGUGGCUGAAAGUCUCCGACACCUGCGUCCGAAUCAUCGAUGAGAAGACCGGGGCAGUGGAGCACAAGCACGAGCUGGAGAGGAUCAGCUCUGUGAAAAAGGACGACUCCCAGCCCAGAGCCUUCUCCUACGUCUAUGCACACGAGGGAACCUUCAAGUUGUUCUUCAUCAAGAUGGCCAAUUUAGCUGAUCCAGUUAUAGAAGAUAUAAAAGAUGCCUUCCAGAUAGCAUCUGCUGAAAGAUCAGAGACGUUGUCCACACAACAGAAUGGUCCCUGCCUUCUUCUAGAUGAGCAUGUGGCUAUUCCACCGAAGGGCCUUGACGUCAUAGAUCUCUUCAAUCCUCUGCCUUCUUCUCCAGCUCAGCUUUCUGCCUUGACUUCAUGUCAAGAUGAGCUUAACAGUGUCUUCAAUGGAACGCCUGCAACUUCAACUUUGGAAGCAGCAUCUCUAGCACCAACUCACUGGACCUCUUGUUCAGCAACAGGCUUUUUGGGCCAGUCAGCAAAGGCCAAUCUAACAGCCUGGGGCCCUGCAGGACAGCCCAGUGUCACAUCACCGGGGUCCCUUGGCCCCUGGGGCUCAGCAGGACAGCCCAGUGUCACAUCACCGGGGUCCCUUGGCCCCUGGGGCUCAUCAGGGCAGCCCAGUACCCCAUCACCGGGGUCCCUUGGCCCCUAUGGCUCAGCAGGACAGCCAAGUGUCACAUCACCGGGGUCCCUUGGCCCCUGGGGCUCAUCAGGACAGCCCAGUGUCACAUCACCGGGGUCCCCUGGCCCCUGGGGCUCAUCAGGGCAGCCCAGUACCCCAUCACCGGGGUCCCUUGGCCCCUAUGGCUCAGCAGGACGGCCCAGUGUCACAUCACUGGGAUCCCCUGGCUCCUGGGAUCAGCAGCAGACUGUGUCUGGAAGGGGUCAGCCCAGCAUGGAGCCACAAACAGGUACACAGCCGCUUGGCUUGUGGACUCAGCCAGCUGGGUCGAUGGCCCGGGUGACAGCCGGCUUCUUCGCUACUGUUGGCGAAGUCUCCAGCUCUGGAGAAAUGAUGUUCCCACAACUCAGUGUGGCCUCAACGUCUGACCAACAUGCAGCGCUGCAGAACCAUCCAGCACAAGCAGGUCUGCAGCCGCAGACCUUUGGAUAAAUAAUACAACAUGGAAGAUAACAGAAAAACAUUAUGACUCCUUACGGAAUGCAGUAGAGGAAUGACGUGAUGGGGGGGGGUGCCUUCAGAGUUAUUUUUAAUACAAAUAUUGGUUUCUGAUUUUAUUUACUUAUUAACAGUGCUGCAUGGAGCAUGCACACGCUGGCAGGUCACGUGUAUCACCUCCUGCAGCUCAGAGCGCCAGCCUUGCCCCCCACCCCUUCCCGGGGGAACUCCAUACCCCUGUGAUUCAAGCCAGGAUCAGCAAUUACAACAUGGGUUCAUUAUGGGAUUUUUUUUUUUUUAAUACGCGGUUAAGGUGACGUUCAUUUUAAAACAGCAUUACAUCAAUGGUUACUUUCUGUGGAAUUAAACAGAAUUAAACUGUAUGAUAAAUAUUUCAUAAAUAGAGAGAUAAUCAACUGGGAAAAUGAUGGUUUGAUGGAUACGAUUUAUAGGUUAUAUUUGGUGUUCAAAUUCUGAAAAUGUCAUUAUAAUCCUCACCAGGAGAUUUGGUGGAAAAAUGAUGAUAAAAUAUUUAAGACAGAUCGUGCAUUUGUUUAAUUGUCAAUAAUAAGUUUGUAUUUAUUAGAUUACAUGGAUGAGAGUGACAGAGUGAUCAGCGAUCAGUGCUUUUAUCAAACACUGGCGACGUGAUCGGCGUUGUGCCGGCCAGAUGGGCUGCCGUUCUUUCCUUCAAACAAGAAGGUUUACUGUCUGACACCCCUACAUUGGUGAAGCUGGCAUCCAACACCACACUCAGAACUCUAUACAUUUUACAUGAAACAAGACAAAAAUCUCCUUUCCCAUUUCUAAGAUACAGACCCUUACAGGCUCCAGACUAAUUUCUUGCACUGGUUGCGCUGGUGCGCCUACAGUAACUUUUUCAUGUAGGUGCAUCCAAACUUUUCACGUCUUUAGCGCCGCAAUGAUAGCUUACCUUUUUGUCACUUUCCAGACACAGUGGUCGUGAUGUGAAUGACUGUACACAGGAAUAAAGGAACACGGAGA
Paramormyrops kingsleyae is the source of this 3205-nucleotide messenger RNA. RefSeq lists its product as uncharacterized. Gene Ontology annotation, cellular component: cytoplasm. The record is from RefSeq and is a predicted model, not a curated record. NCBI's taxonomy places the organism in Eukaryota, Metazoa, Chordata, Actinopteri, Osteoglossiformes, Mormyridae.